AUGCAUAAUCAAAAAGUAACUUCAAAUGAACAUUUUUCAACCACAGAGAAAAGUGAGUCCUGCUUUGCCCAACCAAAGCCAUGUACCCUGGGAAGAGAAUCUACUUUGUAUGACAACGCACAAAAGGAAAGCCUUCCCCCAUUAGAAAAGCUCAAGGUUUCAGCAGUGUCUACAGCUAAUGGCGUUAAAUCCCUCUGUGAACAGCCCCUGGAAAAGGAUGUGGCCCCUGGAAAGAACGCCGCAGACCACUCCGAAUCUGUGGAGGAGACCCAGCCUACAGAGGGACCAGGUGGCAAAGAUGAUACCCCAGGAACAGAAGAAGAGAAGAAAGAUGUGCAAGCAGUGACAGGGGCUCGGCCUUUGAAAGGAAAUGCCGAGGUUGAACCUUUAGGAACAAAAGUUGAAGGUCAGCCUUUGAGGACCACAGGAGAGAGGGACUCCCCUGGCACAGUGGAAAGUGAUGAGAAUCCACAACCUGCUGGAGAGAUGAAGCUUCUAGGAACGACUGAAAACGUCGCAGCUCUGGAAACAGCUAUAGAGCUACAACCUCAAGAAGCAAUGGGAAAGGAUGAGCAGGUCCAACUUCUAGAAACAAUUCCUAAAGAGGAUGAAUCUCCAGAAGUCUUGGAAGGAAGCCAACUUGUGGAAAUAGCUAAAGAGCAGCAACUUCAGGCAACACCAGGAAAACAGGAGCAGUCCCAGCUUCUAGAGACAAUUCCCAAAGAGGAUGAAUCUCCAGAAGUCUUGGAAGAAAGCGGGCUUGUGGAAACACCUGCAAUGAAUAAUCCCCUCCAUAAAACUCCUGAAAGUCCAGGAAAGGUGAAGCAGAUUCAAUUUGAAGGAAAAGUUGGAAGCUUGGAGCAGUCAGCAGGAAUUGCAGAGCCAGGGGCCAGGGUGGAAAUGGCCAGGAAAGUUCAUAGUAAUGAAGAAGACCAACGCAUCAAAGGUGAGACAGGGGAAAAGAUGGAAACAGAGAUGGAGAUUGAGGAAGUCAGUGAAGGGGCUGAAACAAAAGAAGAAGAAGCAGGAGAAGCUGUGGACCUUUCAGCAGCCACGUAG
Messenger RNA from Nycticebus coucang (slow loris), 1059 nucleotides. Its product is annotated as glutamate-rich protein 5-like. The record is from RefSeq and is a predicted model, not a curated record. Lineage: Eukaryota; Metazoa; Chordata; Mammalia; Primates; Lorisidae. The coding region runs from base 1 to 1059 and encodes 352 amino acids. The transcript is spliced from 2 exons.